Messenger RNA from Branchiostoma floridae (Florida lancelet), 3193 nucleotides. RefSeq lists its product as uncharacterized. Gene Ontology annotation, molecular function: calcium ion binding. The record is from RefSeq and is a predicted model, not a curated record. Lineage: Eukaryota; Metazoa; Chordata; Leptocardii; Amphioxiformes; Branchiostomatidae. The transcript has 21 exons. Bases 191 to 3193 code for a protein of 1000 amino acids.
GUGUCGACUACCAUAGCCUUUUCUAUCAUAGCCUUCUACGUAACAGUACAGCUGGAUUUUGUACGACUGUCCCUCAAUAACUGCUGUCUUUUUGAGAUUGGCAACCUUUACAUGCCCAUUACGUCUAAGAUAUAUACAAAAAACCGUAAUACUAAAACGAAAACAGUUGUUUUCAUGUAUACAGAAAGACAUGGGGCUUUUGAACACAACCCGACCCUUGAUACGUCAUUGCCUGGCGAUAUUCUUGCUGACAAUUCACACAGACCUGUGUUUUGGCAGAAAUAUCCAGGCCAGUGUCGGUGGUAAGUCGUCACCUUUCCGAGCCGAAAAAGAAGCAAACAGCUUCCUACAAAGAUCAUCGAGACACAAGAGGUCGCUGUACCACGAGUGUUAUGUCGAAGGUUGUAGCUUCCAUGAAGUCGACGAGGUCUUGAGCUACGAGGGAUCGAGAGAGUACCUGUACAACAUGGCGUGCAACCAAUGGCCAUGUGUGACUGGCUGCACAUGCGCCAAAGCGCAUCCAGGAGGGAAUCCUGGGAGUGGAUCACAUUGGAGGAGGUGUGACGAUAUCAACGAGUGUCUAACCAACAAAGGAGGGUGCCGUGAAGACCAGUACUGUGUCAACGCUCAUUGUGGCUACUCCUGUCCAGCAUGUACCGCCAUCGCUAACUGUGAGCGACUGAUCUGCACCACCGCCAGUAACCACCAGUGUAACCGCUGUAACUUCGACAGAGGCGGGCAGGUCAUAGCGUACCAGCGAGUGGCAUCAGGCGGCUACCCCAAUAGAGUCUGUGAACAACGAUGCUCGUGGCGCCCCGACAGCAAGUUCUGCUACCCCGGCCGGUGUCCAGGAACACCCUCCACCUGCACAUGCGCACCUGGGUUCGGCGGGAACAACUGUCUCGCAAUUUCUUCCCAGCCGACUAUCAUGCAUUGCCUGGCGAAGCUGCAGCGGAUAGUAGGCGGAGCGGAGAGAGACACGCUGGAGGCCGACUGUGGGGCUGUAACAGCGCCCUCUACCGUCUAUGUUGGGAGGCACAUCGCCUACAACAGACUCCAGAUGACAUGGGACAGUAGUUGGAUCGGACCGACGGCUGCUGACUGGCCGAGACCGUACUACAUCAACGACUUCCGGGUUGGCAUUGUCACAGCGUCCACAACUUGGAGACUGCUCAGAGGCGGAUCAGUACUGCGGUCAGGGACAAUCACGUGCGACAUCGGGCACAACAGGGACAAUCCGGAUACCAACCUGCACGACUGUGUGGAUCAUGGCGACUUGACCCUACCGGCACUCCAGCAUGGCGACAAGCUGGAAUUUAAAGCCCGAGCCACCAACGGCGGUUAUGUCGUCAUCAACAACCACGACCGCUCAAACGGGGUCGUGACCCAGAACCCCCGUCAGUACUACCAAGGGUCAGAGGUCAUCCACACUGCCCACUUCACCUAUGACCUCCGUGACCCCGUCCACUGCUCCGUUGCCAGCAGUUGCUCCUCCAAAAUCAUGGAGAUCGGUCCUCCAUACACUAAGAAUGGACAAAUCCAGCUGCGCUGGCCAGGCUGGAGUGACGAAGGUUCAGGUCUGGGCCGGUAUGAGUACGUGGUGUACAAGCUCCAGCCGUACGGAGAUGUGCUGGGUAUGAGGUCCGUCACUCCCGUCAUGUCAGGGUCUCAGAACGUGUCAGGAGGAGCAGGGAUGGUAGACGUGACACUGAGUGAACCAGGUACGUACUGCUUUCUGCUGACGGUUGAUGACGUUGCCGGAAACUACCAGCGUGCCAGGCGGUUCCUGAUCUAUGAUGACGUCAACAACGUGACGGUGGACGCGCACCAACCACUGUGGGCCGACAGCGCAGCUGCAAACACAAGUCAUCUGUGGCAGACCAAUCUCCAGAACUCACUAGGGACGGGGACAAAGAUUUCUCUGAAGUGGCCCGGACGAUACCGGAACCUGUUCCACCAUCAGCACAAACUGCUGGCCGCCAUAGAGCCGUACGACCCUCCCAUUGCAGCAGGGUACGAGGAAGUCACUGGGCUUCCCCCUCUACAAAGAUCUCGGCAGGCCAUUCCCAACACUUACGGAAUCAUGAAAGUGGAGACCGUGUUCGCUGUGGACCACGCCGGCGGGCGGAACAUCACCACUCCUUCGGACACCUGGACAGCAGUACCUGACGUCACGGCUCAGGGAGUUGAUCUGGACAUCCCGAGAGUUGACGGUGACUCCGUGCGGUUGUGGUUACGAGCUUUCGACAUCGUGGACAACUUUGUUCAAGAGGAGGUCCUGUUACAUGUGGAUUCCUCUCCACCUGUAGUGCAGAACUUCUGGCUGAACAGACACGGGGUACCAGCUCUGGCCGUGCACCACUCGUCUGACCUGCUCACGAUGAGGUUUGAAUUCGAGGCGUUUGACGACCACAGCGGGCUGCACAACAUCCACUGGAGUCUUCAGGACUUCCUCAACAGCUCCACUGUACACGGGGAGGGGCAGGUGGCUGUCAGAAGACCGUCUGUCCUACAUCCCGAGUGCGACCCGCCUCACUGCGCCUGCAUCCCGAAGGACAGCGAGUGUUACUUCCGGAACUACGAGAUCGUGCCCGACCUCAGCAAGAUGGACAUCCCUGUGGGUUCACAUGAUCACGAUUACGUCUUCGUCAUCACGGUAACCAACAACGCCAUGCUGGUGACGACAGUGACGUUUCAAAUAACCGUGGAUGAGAGCCCUCCCACCCCGGGUCACAUGCAGGACGCGCUGUCGGGACAGAGGGACCUGGACUUCCAGCAGGACCCGCAGCUGCACGCCUGGUGGGACGGUUUCUUUGACCGGGAGAGCGGCGUGCAGUUCUACCAGUACGGCUUCGCUAACAGGUGUCUGGGGCAGGACGAGUUCGGGAUCCCACAGCCAGAGCAGAUACACAACACCACAGGAAAGUUCGGUUCGUGGACAGCACCUGCAGCCGGGACGUACUUCUGCACAGUGGUGGCGUACAACCCCGCCCUGACACUAUCCCACCCGGUCUGUUCGGACGGCAUCACUGUGGACGCGUCACCGCCUUCCGUUCGCCACGUCAAACUCUCGGGGUAUCACGCGAGACCUGGGCUGGUGAGCGAUGACGGAGGGAACGUGUGGAUUGUGAACAAGGACGGGGAACGAGAGGUCGUGGAAGACCCACCCGAGAGUUGCAGUCUUGGUCUAUGA